Plasmodium falciparum 3D7 is the source of this 1119-nucleotide messenger RNA. RefSeq names its product rifin. The transcript is spliced from 2 exons. NCBI's taxonomy places the organism in Eukaryota, Apicomplexa, Aconoidasida, Haemosporida, Plasmodiidae. The coding region runs from base 1 to 1119 and encodes 372 amino acids. The record is from RefSeq and is a predicted model, not a curated record.
AUGAAGUUCUCCUAUUUUAAUAUAUUACUAUUUUCCAUUCCAUUAAAUAUAUUGAUAAAUGACCAAAGGAACCAUAAAAGCACCACACAUCAUACAUUAAAAAUACCAAUCACUAGAUUAUUAUGCGAAUGUGAAUUAUAUUCACCGGACAAUUAUGAUAAUGAUGCAGAAAUGAAAAGGGUGAUGCAACAAUUUGAGGAUCGUACAUCACAAAGAUUUCACGAAUAUGAUGAACGUAUGCAAAGUAAACGAAUGCAAUGUAAAGAUCGAUGUGACAAAGAAAUACAAAAAAUUAUUUUAAAAGAUAAAAUCGAAAAGGAAUUGUCACAACAUUUGUCAACAUUAGAAACAAACAUAGACACCAAUGACAUACCUACAUGUGUUUGCGAAAAAUCCUUAGCAGAUAAAGUGGAAAAAGGUUGUUUACGAUGUGGGUAUGGUCUAGGAACAGUUGCACCAACGGUUGGAUUAAUUGGUGCAGUUGCUGUAAAUGAGUUGAAAAAAGCUGCUAUGGCUAUCGCUAUUAAAGAUGCCAUAGCUGAGGGUUUGGUUGCGGGUGAAACUGCACGUAUUCAGGCAAGUAUUAAAGCAGUUAUUUUAGGAAUUAAAUCAAAAUUCCGUAUAGAUACUUUAGGUGGUGAAGUACUGGAAUCAAUUAUUACUGCGCAAAAAUAUGAUGAUGUCUCACUCAUUAGUGAAUCUAUUUAUAUGCAAUAUCAAUCAACAUGUCUACCUCAGUACGUUGGCCAUGGCGCUGAUCUUAGUAAGCCUAUUUGCCAUACAGUUUAUACAUUAGAUUUUGUUCAAGGGAAAGUUCAUGUCCCAGGUUCAUUACAAGGUUCUAUAAAAAAAGCUUUAGAAAAAAUUGUUGCAGAAGCUAAAUCCAACGCUGUUAGUGAAACUGCCAAUGUUACUACUAGACAAACAGCAGUAUUUGAAUCAAGAAACAUAGCUGCAGUAGACGCUACAUAUGCUAGUUAUCAGACUGCUAUUGUGGCUUCUGUCGUUGCAAUAUUGGUAAUAGUUUUGGUCAUGUUAAUUAUUUAUUUAAUUUUACGUUAUCGUAGGAAAAAAAAAAUGAAGAAAAAACUCCAAUAUAUAAAAUUAUUAAAAGAAUAG